This is a messenger RNA of Drosophila ficusphila, 939 nucleotides long. RefSeq names its product STING ER exit protein. The transcript has 4 exons. Lineage: Eukaryota; Metazoa; Arthropoda; Insecta; Diptera; Drosophilidae. Bases 110 to 853 code for a protein of 247 amino acids. The record is from RefSeq and is a predicted model, not a curated record.
UCUGGUCAUACUGUGUGUUUAUUUACAUUUUCAUAGUUUUUUGAAAUCGAAAAAAUCUUAAUUUAAUACAGGGAAAGUAAUUUAACAAAGCUAAAAUCAGUUUGUAACCAUGCCCAAAGUAGUAUCGCGUAGUAUCGUCUGCUCCGAUACCAAGGAUCAGGAGGAGUACAAUGAGGAGAAGCCGCUGAACAUUUACUAUUGCCUAUGCAACAAGAUGGCUUUGAUUCUGGACUGCACCCUGGAUCAGUUGCCCCUUCGCGAGUUGGACAAUGCCCGGGUGAUAAACGCCAACGACCAUGCUAACAAACUUACCUACAACCCGACACCAAAAAUGAUUUACAUAAAGCGAAAGAGCAGGGGGAAUGCAAUAGAAAAGCAGUAUCGCUAUAAAUGCCGUAGCUGCAAUUUGCCACUUUACUACCGCCACAGUCCCGACUCCCAGGUGACCUUCAUCAUGUCCAAUGCUCUGAUCCGCAACAAAGGCGAGAGCUCUCUCACCCAACUCCUCAACUCUGAGGCUAAGGGCAGUGCAAAGACCCCGGCUGCCAAGCCAGCAUCAUCCACAGGAGCUGACGAUUCGGGAAUAGUGGAUGCAAGUGGUAAGAAGGUGAUGGUUACCAGGCACACCAAGAACAUGGGCAAGUUUAGCUCGGUCACGGUGUCUACUAUUGAUGAGGAGGAGGACGAAAUAGAGGCGCGCGAGAUUGCCGACAGCUAUGCGAACAAUGCAAGGAUCAUCGAAAAGCAACUGCAGCGUAAAGGCGGAAAACUCAGCGAUGUGGGAAUCAAAAGCAAAGCAGAAGAUGCGCCUCCUCCUUCGAAAAAGCAACGCGGCACGCUACUGGAAAGAUAGUCUUAACUUAAUCCACAUAAAUAUACUAAUUGAUUAUAUUUAAAGAUUUCAUGAGCUUAAGAAUAACUAUGCAACAGUGUAAUGUG